AUGAAGCAGCAAAAUGUGAUUCUUUUCGAAGUCACUGACUCAUAUUUUAGCUUGUUGGAUGAAUGGAUAUUGUUGAGUGUACGCGAUAAACCUGAGUGGAGAUUAGGAGAAAGACACGUGAACUGUGGAUGGCGCGCUGCGAAAACGAUUCACGAAUUGAAAUGCGGUCAGAGUGCGUUGGUGCUGUCAGCCGUUCGAUACGGACCGGAUCGUUGCGGUGAUAUCGAAACUCUGAACGAAACCCUCAACUUCAUGAGAUCUCUUGACUAUGCGUACAUUGGUGAGUGUAUAUCAAGUUGGGCUGACGACAAGGGCGUUCUCUCUGUAUAUCGUGCUUUCGAUGGCGGUUCACUUCGAGAUCACCUCUAUAAGAGUAAUUGGCGAGAUGAAUUCUUCGUGAAAUAUUGCGUUGAUCGUACAGUUUAUUCGUUGGAGAUUGUCGAUAUUCGUUUCAUUUGUCGUCAAAUACUAGAAGCAUUGUCGCUGUUUUGUGCGCUCUCAAUUCCAUUUAUUGAUAUACACAGUGGUAAUAUAUCGAUAUCAGAUUGUGGAUGUGAACUGAUCGAUGCUGAACAAGAACCAAUACUUAAAUCAAUAUUCGCGCCCGAAACACGUUCUUUGCCCACUCUUGUCGAGCUCAUCAGCAAUGAGUUAGUUGGUUAUAUUUGCGAAGAAAGAAGAAUAUUUGAUUGUUGUUAA
Messenger RNA from Anisakis simplex (herring worm), 699 nucleotides. Lineage: Eukaryota; Metazoa; Nematoda; Chromadorea; Rhabditida; Anisakidae. The record is from the annotation of a GenBank genome assembly.